Molecule: messenger RNA, 459 nt
Organism: Saccharomycodes ludwigii
Lineage: Eukaryota; Fungi; Ascomycota; Saccharomycetes; Saccharomycodales; Saccharomycodaceae
Exons: 1
Coding region: 1-459 (152 amino acids)
Source: RefSeq, a predicted model, not a curated record
AUGAAUCUUUUUUUCUACUAUUCUAUUUUGGUAUUUUUUCUUUUUUUUUUGUCUUUAAUUUUUAUUUUAUAUAAUUUUGUUUUUCCUUUUUUUUUUAUCAUAUGGAAUUUAUAUUCACUUAUAUAUUACAUCAAGGUUUUAAUUAUUCUAUUUUUCUUUUUAUUAUUGAUUAUUAUAUUUUUUUUGUAUUUUAUAUAUAAACCGAUUUUCUUAUUCUUGAUUGAUAUUAAAAUAUUUCCAGGUAAUACACAGUGUAGUUUUGAAUUGUUGCUUUUCUAUACUUGUCAUAGCAUCUUUUGCUUACAAAAGAAAUCGAGAAUCCAAUUUGAUAUCUUUGGGUGUCGUUGUCUUCACGCCUUUCGUCCCUCCUCCUUUUUUUUUUUUUUUUUUAAAUAUUUUUUAAAUAUUUUUUUCCCUUGGUGUCAUUUCCAGUGGCAAAAUCUGACAAUAAAAGAUUAA